AUGCACGAUGAAAGCCACAAUGUGCGAGCCAUGACCAUCUUUCACGAAGGCCUGGUUAUUCAGGAAGAAAAACAACGCCAAAACCCGUGGUACCUCCUCCGAGCGGAGCCGCACCUGUCGGCACGACGAAGCGAGACGGAAACCCUCAACACACACACAAUCCACCGAUCGUUCAAUGAGCCAAUCAGCAUCCGGUGCGCCGCCAUUGGCUGCGACGCGAAUGAUGAAAUAAAAUGGGUGUGCAGCGGCAAGGGUGCAUGUUUAUUCGAAGAGGAGUGGUGGCAGGGGUGGAUGUAUCGCCAAGCACAGCGAGUACUAGGUAGACAAGUGGAGUUGGUGCGUGCGGGACGACGGUCACUCGCCUGUCCGAGCGUGGGAUGUGGUGGUGCUGGUGGUGCCGGUGGUGGUGGAUGCGGUGUCCGCGGUGGUAGAAAGUGCUUCUCCUCGUUGAAUCACGAGGAGGUGAGUCGGCACUCGGCGGAGAUUGAGGCGGUGCUGCGUCUGCAGCCCAAAGUACCCACCGCCGCUACUGUCAAACCCACGACUGAGAUUCGUCAGGAGAAGAGGAAUUGGAAGCGCAACGCGGACAAGAACGACUCGGCAAUGCUGCCACUGCACUAUGACUUUUCGGACGCGAAAGCGACGACGUUGGGUGAGCGUGGAGCACUGCGUGAGGCGGCGCGGUGUCUGAAGUGCGCGGAUGCGCCAUGUCAGCACAGUUGUCCCACACAGCUGGACGUGAAGGCGUUUGUGGGGAGCAUUGGGAAGAAGAACUACUACGGUGCCGCGAAGGCCAUCCUGUCGGACAAUCCGAACGGUCUGACCUGUGGCAUGGUGUGUCCUACCAGUGACCUCUGUGUCGGCGCCUGUAACCUAACCGCUACGGAGGAAGGGGCCAUCAACAUAGGUGGACUGCAGCAGUUCGCUGUGGAGAUGUUUGCCAACAUGAAUGUGCCUCAGAUAGUGGACCCGGCGAUAGUGGCGAGGACUGCGGGUGAUGCGCAGUACGACACGAAGAUCGCGCUGGUAGGCUGUGGACCGGCGAGUAUCUCAUGCGCGACGUUCCUGGCGCGGUUGGGCUACCGCAAUGUGCACAUCUUCGAGCGUGAUGAGCGACCCGGUGGACUGAGUACAAUGGAGAUACCGCAGUUUCGUCUGCCCGGAGCCGCUGUCGCCUUCGAGCUGCAGUUGUUGCGUGACCUCGGUGUGCGCAUAUUUACGGGGCGUCCCUUCUCUGCCACUGCAGCUGAGGCUUCCGAGUGUGGCACCACACCCCGAGGUGUGACAUUGGCCAGUCUGCGUGCUGCGGGUUACAAGGCUAUAUUCCUGGGGUUUGGGCUGCCGAACGCACACUCGACAGGGGUGUUUGCUGGUCUGACGUCGCAGCAGGGCUUCCUCACCUCGAAGGACUUUCUGCCUUGCGUAUCCGCAGCUUCGAAGGGCUGUUUGGGGUGUGAAAACGCACAUUUGCCGGAUCUGAAAGGGAAGCGUGUGGUGGUGCUGGGCGCUGGUGACACUGCCUUCGACUGUGCCACGUCGGCACUGCGCUGUGGCGCCUCGCGUGUGACCGUCUCCUUCCGCAAGAGCUUCACCACCAUCAAUCCCGUGCCGGAGGAGAUGGAGCUGGCGUGGCAGGAGAAGUGUGAGUUCUUGCCCAACCUCGUGCCGCAGGAAGUGCACCUGGGUGCUGGCGGGCAGAUAAGUGAGCUGAGUUUAGUGCGGCGCGAGCGCGACGAUGACGGCUCGUGGUACACGGAUCCUGAACAGGUGGUGAAAUUGAAGGUGGACGUCAUUAUCACUGCCUAUGGAGCGGAGUUGAAUGACGCGGAUGUGGUGAGUGCGAUGGAGGGUGUGAAGCUGGCACCCAGUGGCUUCUCGGCGGGUCUGCCCGUGGUAGAUGCGAAGACGAUGCGUACCAAUCUGCCCGACGUGUGGUGUGGUGGUGACCUGACCGGCUUCGCGCACACCAGUGUGGAGGCGACGAAUGACGGUAAGACGGCGGCGUGGAGCAUCCACAGUACUCUGUUGGGUGAGGCGGACUUGCCGAUGAGGUUGCCACGCUUCAGCACACCCAUCGAUGCGGUGGAUGUGUCGGUGGAUGUGUGUGGCGUGAAGUUCGAGAAUCCGUUUGGUCUGGCCUCGGCGCCACCGACGACGUCGAGUGCGAUGAUCCGGCGUGCCUUCGAGGCAGGUUGGGGGUUUGCGGUGACAAAGACCUUUGGUCUGGACAAGGACCUGGUGACGAAUGUGUCGCCGCGCAUCGUGCGCGGUCCCACGGGAGGUCAUCUGUACGGACCAGACCAGUCGGGUUUCUGCAACAUAGAGUUGAUAAGCGAGAAGACGGCGGCGUACUGGGUAGAGAGCAUAAAGGAGCUGAAGCGUGACUUUCCGGAGAAGAGGGUGAUAGCGAGCAUAAUGGCGAAGUUCGACGAGGCGGACUGGCGAGAAAUCACGGAGCGCACGCUGAGGGCAGGACCGGACGCACUGGAGUUGAAUUUGUCGUGUCCGCACGGGAUGGGAGAGAGGGGCAUGGGGAUGGCGUGCGGUCAGGAUCCGCGGUUGGUGCGCGAGAUCUGCAAGUGGGUGAAGAGUGUGGGGGGAGCGGGGACACCGGUGUUUGCGAAGCUGACGCCCAACGUGAGUGACAUUCUGGAAAUCGCACAGGCUGCACAGGAUGGCGGAGCGGACGGUGUGACCGCGAUCAACACGGUGUCGGGGAUAAUGCACUUCGACAGUGACUCCUCAGCCUGGCCACGUGUUGGUAAGGAGCGGCGCACAACGUACGGCGGUUUGUCGGGCAAUUUGGUGCGACCAAUGGCGUUGCGUGCGGUGAGCUGGAUCGCGAAGAAGUUGCCGGGCUUCCCUAUCCUCGCCACAGGUGGUAUCGACUCGGCGGAAGCGGGCAUGCAGUUCUUACAGGCUGGUGCCUCCAUUUUGCAGGUGUCGAGUGCCAUUCAGAAUCAGGACUUCACAAUCAUCGAGGACAUGGUGACAGGCCUCAAAGCUGGUCUGUACUUGGAUGGACGUGAAGAGCACUGGAACUUCCAGAGUGCGGAUGUGGGUGAGCGACAACAGCAAGGCAAGCCAGUGAAGGGGGUGGAGACACUGAAUGGCCAGUACCUGCCGCACUUCGGACUGGCGCGGGCAGUGCGUGCUGCACAUUGGGCGCGGGAGUGCUGGGAGUCGGCAGGCGGCGUCUCCGUGGCUCUGGCUGAGCGUCAUCUGGACCGUUGGCUCUGUCGCCCUACACCAACCUCUUCAACUCCAACCGUUGCUGACAUAAUUGGGCGGGCCGUGGACAAGAUCGGCAUGUACAAUGAGCUGAGCAACAAGGAGCAUGUGGUGGCACUGGUGGACGAAGAGUUGUGCAUCAACUGCGGCAAGUGCUACAUGACGUGCAACGACACAGGCUACCAGGCGAUCGACUUCGACGCAAAGACACACCUGCCGGUGGUGCGCGAGGCCGACUGUACGGGCUGCACGCUCUGCUUCUCGGUGUGCCCUGUGCCCGACUGCAUUCGCAUGGUGGAGCGCAAGACGCUGUACGUGCCGAAGCGUGGCAUCCCUCCGGCUUCUGCAUCCGCACCCGCACCCCCUGUCUCCUAA
Molecule: messenger RNA, 3606 nt
Organism: Echinococcus granulosus
Lineage: Eukaryota; Metazoa; Platyhelminthes; Cestoda; Cyclophyllidea; Taeniidae
Product: Dihydropyrimidine dehydrogenase [NADP+]
Exons: 6
Coding region: 1-3606 (1201 amino acids)
Biological process (GO): thymine catabolic process; uracil catabolic process
Cellular component (GO): cytosol; cytoplasm
Molecular function (GO): NADP binding; iron-sulfur cluster binding; uracil binding
Source: RefSeq, a predicted model, not a curated record